CGCAGCAUCUCCUCACUGAUGACAAAGGGUCCUCCGGGGAGGCGCGCCGCGCGUGACCGCGUCCUAUGCUUUCGUGCUGCUGCAGACCCAGACAGACGGACAGACAGACAGACAGAUACGGGGUGAGAGACUGACAAGCAGACAUACAGAUUCAUGGUGAGGCUGACUUGUUGACAGACAGAUACGAUAGACAGGCAGCAGUUGUGUCGGUGAGGAUGCGCGCGUCGGUCAGCAGCAGCAGCAGCAGCAGCUCGCGGUGAUUGUCGGAUCGGUACCAAGAGGCGGAGCAGCUGCAGCGGAGCGCGAGGAGCAAACCGGGCACCAUGAGCUGCAAUUGGGGCACCGAGCUGUGGGAUCAGUUUGAUAACUUGGAGAAACACACCAGCUGGGGAAUCGACUUCCUGGAAAGAUACACCAAGUUUGUUAAAGAGAGAGCUGAGAUUGAGCUGAGCUACGCCAAACAGAUCAGGAGCCUUUCUAAGAAGUAUCACCCUAAGAGAAGCAGAGAGGAUGAGAGCAGGUACACGUGGUGUUUGGCAUUCGCUGCGACUCUACGUCAGCUGAACGAACUCUCGGUUCAGAGAGAAGAACUUGCGGAUAACCUAAGCACACAGAUUGUCUGUGAGCUGGCCCGAUACACACAAGAACUGAAGACUGAAAGGAAGACUCAUUUUCAAGAUGGCCGCCGUGCCCAGCAGCACAUUGAGAGCUCCUGGAAACAACUGGAGUCUAGUAAACGUCGGUUUGAGCGCGACUGUAAGGAGGCAGAGCGAGCUCAACAAGUCUCAGACAGAAUUGAUCUGGACAACAAGACAGACGGAGAGAAGCGCUGCUCUCUCAAGGCUCGUCAGACAGCUCAACAGAAAAAAGAAGCUGCAGAAGAAGCAAGGAAAGACUAUGUGACCAAUUUAAACCAGUUUAACCAAGAUCAGCACCAGCACUACCACACGCUGGUACCAGUUAUCUACCAGCGUAUCCAGGACAUGGAGGAGCGGAGGAUCGAAAGAAUUUGUGAAGCGAUGCGUUUGUCAGCAGAGGCGGAAAGAAAAGUUCUUCCUGUUGUGAGUCGUUGUGUGGACGCCAUGAUGGAUGCUGCUGAGGGCAUCCAGCCCAGGAUGGACACCCGACAGGUGGUGGAAGUUUAUAAAUCAGGCUUCGAUCCUCCUGGUGAUGUGGAGUUUGAGGACUACAGCGCCUCCAUGAGGAGGAGCAUUUCUGAAUCCAGUUACCUCGACAACCGCACCGAGGGGAGGAGACACAGCAGGAAGCUUUGGCCCUUUAUACGAAAAAACAAGCUGUUGACCCUCCUCUCCUCCCCUCGGCAGCCUCCCCCUCCACCCCCGACCUCCCCCUCACCUGGUGCUGGCACCGACAGCCCCCAGUCCCCGCCCCCUACUUCUAGAGAACCAAUCACACAGCGUCUGAAUGACCUCAUGACCUCUGGAUCGAGAACCAGGAAGCAGUGUCUGCGCAGCCUCAAGAGAGGGCUGUCACUUAAACUGGGUUCAGGUCCUGCAGACUGCAGUCAUCUUCCUCCAGAACAAAGAAGAAAGAAACUUCAAACCAGGAUCAACAACAUCAACCAAGAGAUCCAGAGAGAGAGAGAGCAGAGAGAUGCUCUGUUGAAAAUGAGGGAGGUCUAUGAACGGAGUCCCCAGAUGGGCGAUGCCGGCAGUUUGGAGCCUCGACUGGAGGAGGUGAAACAGAGUCUUCAGAAACUGGAGGAAGAGCUGCGGAAGAACCAGGCAUGGCUGGCAGAGGCUGACAGCAGACUGUCUGAUCACAGCGGUAGGAGACAGAGUGGAGGUUGUGGAGUAAAUUCACAGGCGACAACACCAGGCAGCAGCAGCCUGAAACAGCUUGAUAACCGCAGUCCAGCCAGCAGAGAGAGUCCUGACGGCAGCUACACCGAAGACAACAGUGCAGAGCUUCACUUCAAGUCUCGUAGUUCUGAGUUUGAUGACGACUUUGAUGACGAAGAACCGUUACCAAGUAUCGGCACCUGCAAGUCCCUUUACCCGUUCCAAGGUCAGAAUGAAGGCACUUUGUCCAUGGUGGAGGGAGAACUACUCUCUGUGGUGGAAGAGGACAAAGGUGACGGUUGGACCAGAGUACGGAGGAACCUUGAGGAGGAGGGAUAUGUCCCCACCUCCUACAUCAAAGUCUUCCUAGACAGCAGUGCCAAAGGCUUUGUGCAGAGUAGUCGGCUAGUCUAGCACAGUUAUCGACCAGUGAGGACGUCUCUCCACAGGAAGUGAUGUAAAGGAAAGAGCUCUGAGGAGGUCCAGUGACAGCUUUUCAUUGGACAGUUUAACUGCUGUUGAUACGAGAUGGAGGAAAACUUCUACUGGUGACUGAGAAAUCAAUCAGAGAUCAAUCAGCUAUUAUACAGGUCUUGAAUGCAGAGCAGACAUCAAAAUAAAGAUCAGACAUUAGACAGCUCCUGCCCACUCUGAUCCAUACCAUCCGUAUUUACUCGAGACCCAGA
This is a messenger RNA of Labrus mixtus (cuckoo wrasse), 2488 nucleotides long. RefSeq names its product formin binding protein 1a (gene fnbp1a). The transcript has 18 exons. Gene Ontology annotation, biological process: signal transduction. Gene Ontology annotation, molecular function: protein binding. The record is from RefSeq and is a predicted model, not a curated record. The coding region runs from base 324 to 2216 and encodes 630 amino acids. Lineage: Eukaryota; Metazoa; Chordata; Actinopteri; Labriformes; Labridae.